Molecule: messenger RNA, 1000 nt
Organism: Erythranthe guttata (spotted monkey flower)
Lineage: Eukaryota; Viridiplantae; Streptophyta; Magnoliopsida; Lamiales; Phrymaceae
Product: aquaporin TIP2-1
Biological process (GO): transmembrane transport; water transport
Cellular component (GO): membrane
Molecular function (GO): water channel activity
Source: RefSeq, a predicted model, not a curated record
AAAGUAUAAUUGUCUUUUCUCUUCCUCUGUCAAUAAAUAUUUUUUUUCUCUUUGUUUACUUUUUUCAAGAAUUAAUUUAUUCUUAAUUUCUUCGAAAAAAUGCCUGCGAUUGCAUUUGGACGAUUCGACGACUCGUUCUGUUUCGCCUCGUUGAAGGCAUACAUAGCUGAGUUCAUCUCCACCUUGCUAUUCGUCUUCGCCGGAGUCGGCUCCGCCAUUGCUUACAACAAAUUGACUUCCGACUCCGCCCUGGAUCCGGCAGGGCUGGUGGCGGUGGCCGUCUGCCAUGGGUUUGCUCUCUUUGUGGCGGUGGCCAUCGCCGCCAACAUCUCCGGCGGCCACGUCAACCCCGCCGUCACCUUCGGUUUGGCGGUUGGCGGGCAGAUCACAAUACUCACCGGACUUUUCUACUGGGUUGCUCAACUCUUGGGUGCUGUUGUAGCUUCUUUUCUGCUCACAUUUGUCACCGGUGGUUUGGCUACUCCGAUCCACGGUGUGGGCGCCGGUGUCGGAGCCGUACAAGGAGUGGUGAUGGAAAUCAUCAUCACAUUCGCACUUGUCUACACGGUCUACGCCACCGCCGUUGACCCGAAGAAGGGCUCUUUGGGCACAAUUGCGCCCCUCGCCAUCGGCCUUAUUGUGGGGGCCAACAUUUUGGCUGCGGGCCCAUUUUCCGGUGGGUCGAUGAACCCGGCCCGAUCUUUUGGCCCGGCCGUCGCCAGUGGCGACUUCUCUGGCCACUGGAUUUACUGGGUUGGGCCGCUCAUCGGCGGCGGGCUGGCUGGGCUCGUCUACAGCAAUGUGUACAUUGGCCACGGUGAUCACGCACCACUUUCGAGCGAGUUCUAAAUUAAGUGUGUUAAUUAUGAUUUGAGUUUGUAAUUUAAUUCCCAUUUCUCUGUGGUUUGUAAUUUAAAGUCCUGCUUUUUUUUUUUUUUGAUUUGGUUUGAUUUGCAAAUGUAAAUGUGUUUGUUGGUCAAGGUGUAACGUUGCCUUUUCU